Messenger RNA from Linum tenue, 561 nucleotides. Lineage: Eukaryota; Viridiplantae; Streptophyta; Magnoliopsida; Malpighiales; Linaceae. The record is from the annotation of a GenBank genome assembly.
AUGGCCGGGAAGCUCCGGUUCAUGGAUUUCCUAGACGAGGAGCAGAGAAGAACCAUAACCAUGAAGAGUUCCUCGAUAGCUCUGAAAUUCCGUUAUUGUUCGAUUUACCUAAUCGAUUCCCCGGGACGCAUGGACUUCUGCAAUGAGGUUUCCACCGCAACUAGGUUGAGCGAUGGCGCGUUGGUUUUGGUGGAUGCGGUGGAAGGUCUUCAUAUCCAGAUUCAUGCUGUUCUCCGCCAAGCUUGGAUUGAGAAGCUAACUCCCUGCCCGGUGCUUAAUAAGCUGGAUAGGUUGAUUAGUGAGCUAGAGUUGACUCGCAUGGAAGCUUAUACAAGGUUGUUGAGGAUAGUUCAUGAGGUUAAUGGGAUUAUGAGUGGAUACAAGUAUGAGAAGUAUUUGUCUGAUGUUGAUUCGAGGCUUGCUAGUCAGUUUGGUGAAGUGGGAGAUGAGAAUCUCGAGUUUGUGGAAGAUGAUGAGGAGGAUACGUUCCAGCCUCAGAAGGGCAAUGUGGCUUUCGUUUGUGCUUUAGAUGGAUGGAGAUUUCGUAGCCUGUGCACUUAA